Girardinichthys multiradiatus is the source of this 6554-nucleotide messenger RNA. RefSeq names its product G-protein coupled receptor family C group 5 member B-like. The record is from RefSeq and is a predicted model, not a curated record. Gene Ontology annotation, biological process: G protein-coupled receptor signaling pathway. Gene Ontology annotation, cellular component: signaling receptor complex; intracellular membrane-bounded organelle; extracellular exosome. The transcript has 4 exons. NCBI's taxonomy places the organism in Eukaryota, Metazoa, Chordata, Actinopteri, Cyprinodontiformes, Goodeidae. Gene Ontology annotation, molecular function: protein kinase activator activity; G protein-coupled receptor activity; protein kinase binding. Bases 1247 to 2464 code for a protein of 405 amino acids.
GUAACAAUGGGAGAGAAAAUUACAGAUUACUAGCAAAAGUGACAAUGAUAUUAAUAGUUUUUUAGCUAGCUCAAUACAUUAGUAUUAAUAGUGCAAUAAAAGCAUAGUAAAAAUAACAUUGGUUAAGUAAAAAAAUAAACUCCUAAUCAUUGUUUGUGCAGGGUAAUUACUUGAUCAACUUUUUGGUGAGUAAAUGUUACUUAGCUGUUCAUCCUAAACACUACCAGAGAGGCUGCAAAAGGCCAGGCAUGGACAUACAGUAUGUUCACCUUCCAGUAGGACAACAAAACAUCUAGUUAGAGCUACAACACCUGCAUAGAUCAAUAUGUAUGCAGAUGUGUUGGAGUGGCCCACUCGAUUUCUAUACUUGCAGCAAGACGUCAAAAUUCCUGUUCACAGAUGCUCUCCCUCCACUACUCCCAAUAAAAUCCAUUAACGUUUAUGGCAGCAACAUGAAAAAUAUGGAGUUAAAGGAAUGCCAAUACGUUUGCAGGGCCCUGUAUAUGACAGCUAUGGUAGCAAUUCAGGGAGUUCAAUCGUGUCCACACUUUAAUUAGUAUAAAGACAACAGAUUUAGGAGUUGACUCGCUGUCUCCUGCAGGGAGGUAACCUAUAAGCUGACCACAUGCCUGUAAACAAGUCAUUUAUCAGAGUGAGGCGGUUACAGAGAGGGAAGGACAGAGAGGAGCCCACCGCCGCGCUCAGGGUGUGGGGAGAUGUCACUUUCAGUGCGUGUGCGCGCUCGGGUGCGUAGCGGGAUUAUCUUUACGCACGUUGUGCGGAGCGCUGUUUUGGUGAUGCGUUCAGUCGGGAGAUGGUCAGCGGGGAGCUGCGAGCGUCAAGCCCGAAACUCAGCGGCAGAAUCAGCACAAUAACGGAGAGAGAAGAAGGGUGGACCCGCUUGGUUAUGGGAGGAUUUUAAAUCGUCUUCAGUCGCUCUGUCGCGGAGAAGAUCAUGCACACCACUGAACAAAGGAUUUAGUUGUUUUUUUUUAAGGAUACGGAAUCUGCCUUGUAUUUUAACUCUGACACCUUCUCCGGUUCGGACUUUUGGCUCUGACGGGCUGAAUCUCCGGGCUCUUGACUGCUUUGGAGUCCAUGUGGAUCGACAGAGAAACGUCAAACGCAGCGAGCUGAGCUCAAUCCGAAAUGUGACAUUUUUCAAUUAACAUUCCUCACCCCAUCAAACCUGGCAACAGCGAAGCCCUCUUCAUAUUAGAUCACAUCUGUUUACAUCGAUCGAGAGAUGGCACUCCCACCUGUGGUCCUCCUGCUGCUGGCUGUUGCUCAUCACACCUGUGGUCAGAAUCCAGCCGACACCGAGGCUCUCCCAAAAGGCUGCGGCUGGGGUCUUGUGCGACCCUACACCCUCCUCUGUGACCUGGAAUCCAUUUGGGGCGUAGCGGUCGAAUCUGUGGCUGCCAGUGGGACACUGGCUGCCAUUCUACUUGCCCUAGUCCUGCUGUGUCAUCUGCGCCACAUCAGCGAAGCCAAUAAGCGCAGUGGCGUGGGGCCCAUUCUUCUGCUGCUCCUGGGCAUACUUGGCUUGUUCGGCCUUAGCUUUGCUUACCUAAUUGAGCAGAAUGAGUCUCUUUGUAUGAUCCGCAGGGCUUUGUGGGGUUUCCUUUUUGCUGUCUGCUUCUCCUGCCUGUUGAUUCAGGGGGUUCGGCUGCGCAGGCUGGGCCGAGAGCGCCGAAGCCCCAGCGGAUGUGCUCUAACAGGCCUGGCAUUGGGUUUAAGUGGCGUACAGGGCAUCAUUGCUGCCGAGUGGCUACUUCUGACCGUGAUGAGGGAAGGGAGACCUGCCUGUCAUUACCUACCUUUGGACUUCUCAUUAGCUUGCAGCUAUGUGCUAGCCCUGCUUCUUGCUGCCCUGACUGCCGCCUCCUUGGCUGUGUGUGGGAAAAUCCGUCAGUGGCGCUGCAAUGCCGUCUGGCUGCUGGUGACCUGCCUCCUGUCCCUGCUGCUGUGGGUGGCCUGGGUGGGCUUUUACCUGUAUGGUAACGAGUGGUUUGGCAGGAACCCAGAGUGGAACGAUCCGGCACUGGCAAUAGCCUUGGUGGCCCAGGGUUGGCUCCUGCUGAUCUUCCAUGCUAUUCCUGAAUCCCACAUCUGCUUGAGAGGUCCACCGCAACCCACCGCCCCAGACUACUUCGACACAUCCCAGAACUCAACACGGAUGAGGGAGACAAGCUUUGAUGAAGACAUCCCUCUCUCUCACCGGCAGUUUGUGGAGAACCAGGGCUAUGUAUACAACGAUGAGAAGACAGCAGGCUUAAGAAGCGGUGGCAGCACCGGCCAACACAACAGUAACACCGGAACCAGGCCCAGUGCUCCCUUUCGCAGCAACGUCUACCAGCCCACAGAGAUGACCAUGAUCCUGAACGGGGGAGCGGUGAGUACAUCUUCCCAGUCACAGGUGCCCUCUGCCCCUCCCACCUACACGGGCAGGCAGCUGUGGUGAGCGAGGAGAAAGAGGAUGUUUGAUGGAAAAUGGCGAGAAGAAGAAGAUGGAAGGAGUGAGGAGUAAUGGGUCCAGGAUAAAUGGAUGGGGGGGGGGGGGCAAUUAGUUGGAUUGGACCUUAGGCUCAUGUGCCUGCGGGGCCUUUUCAUGUUCAGACUUUAUCAGUGACUGUGUGCCAAACAAUUAUAGAACGAAUGUGAGUGAGAAUGAGAGAGGGCAGCCUAAGGAGGACAGAGCUAAAACCUUUCUAGAACAUAAGUAUUUAUGGAAGAGUUGCAGAACUUGAAGUGGGCCCAGUAUAUCUAAAAUUAUUAUUAUUAUAUCUCUCCUUUUUGGUGUAAUUUGUUUCUCUGACACACCAGAACAGCAGGCAUCCUUGAAAACUGUGAAAGCAAACUCUUUGUCCUGUUCUAGCUCUUAUUCUGUCAGGUGCGAUGUCUUUUCUGCUUUACGGUGCUAGCAUUGAAGCGGAGACCUUUAACUCUGUCCUCCAUCCAUUCACACUGUAAGGGUUGAGCCAAAGUGCCGCCCUCUUGAAAAAACUGCUGGUGUCUAUAUAUGAGAAUGAGUGUGUUUGUGUGUUCAGUACAGCUCUCACACUCCAACAAACCCUCCUCCUCCUUUGGACUGUUAGCCCUGGCCUUUUCCUCUCUUCUUCCCUGCACUGUCUGUGACUACAACAGAUAACUCUCCUCACCUUGCGUCAACAUCCCACUUGCAUGGACACAUUGUGAAUAAAAACCCUGAAGCUCUAAAUAGGGGACACAAAGUGAGCAUAGAAACAACAAAUGUAAAUCUGGAGGACCUGAACUGAUCAUGCUGCUGUUGAGCUGCUGCGGGAGAUUUGAAAGAAGCAGAGGAGAUCGUGAUUGGAAGAGGAAGGCGUCAGUUGUCAGGAGGGGAGGUGCAGCUUUGGGAAUCUGGGUCAGACCAUUGCACUCUCCCUACAUCUCCGGUGGCCAUUGGCAGAUGGAGGCAGCCUGGAGAAACCAUCACACUAGAUGAGCAUGAAGCCCCUCUGUUUGUGAUUGUGUGCAUAAAGUAUGUGAGUUUUGAGAUUUUGUGAUUGCUCACAAGUUGUUUUCUGAUCCUAAAAUUUUUUGCAGUGAGGUGUAGAAGCAACACAAACAACACAGGUGUCGAUGCACUCGUCCAAGUGCGAUAGACUAUAUUUAGAAAGGCUGCUGCUGUGUGGAGAUCUUCUGGAGUCACAGCGAGAUCAGGUUUACACUGUGGGGUGGAAAGAGGAGGAUCAAAUGCAGGAGAAGAUGCAGGGGGGUGGGAGGGUGUUUAGAGGGAUGUUGCGAAGGCCGGAGGACCUUCUUCACUCUCUCUCCAAUCUAUAUGAGAAAAUAGCUUUCCAAUCUCUAUGUGUGCAUGAUAUGGGAGCCUCUCCUCCUCAUCAUCUUCCUCCUGUCUCUCAUAGCCUAAGUCCCUAUGCCAAGAAGGACUUCAUGUAUCACUGGAGUCUCUGUUUUACAUGCUUUCCCUACAUUGUGGCACCAGCUCUCUGUUUCACCUGAGAAACUGUGUACAUAGUAGUGCUGUAAAGCUUUUCUUGCUUGUUUAUGUUUUUCUUCUGUUUUUCUUUUCUUUUAAUACUAGGCUGAGUUUAGACACCAGUCGCGCACUGGAGAACUGAUUUUAUUUUGGAUUGACUUGCUUGCUUUGUGCUCUGCCUUUUUUAAUAUGUUUUUAUUUUUUUCUUGCUGGUGUCUUAAUUUUUUUAGCUAGUUUUAGAAAUAAUUUUGCCAACACUAGAUGUGCUUUUACUUUUUUUGUUGGACUAUUGUUAAUGGAUACUUUGCGAUUCAUUUAAAGGGAUUUAUGUUGGUUGUAUCUACUGAUCACUGUUUUUAUUUUUCAGAGAAAUGAUAAUAGCUGUGAAUAACUUUGGCACUUCAUGCAGUAAACAAAGACUAUUUCUAUGAUACUAAGAGAAAAGCAGGGUGGGUAAAACAAACUAACUUAUAAGCUGCUUUGCAAAAGUAUUUUUACCCCUUUUCACAGUUGUCACAAUGCAACCAUAAACUCUAAUAUAUUUUGCUGUGAAAUUGCAGUAUAUGAUAGACCAACACUGGCACACAGCCCCCUGACCCAGGGUUAGGUUGGUCUUUUGGAGCCUGUAAGCGCAAGGUGUGCAAAGGGCGGCACAGGGACCAUUUGUGGCCCAUGGACUGAUGUGUGGCCGCUGACUUCAGUUAAGAAUGAUACAAAUUAGACCCGCCAGCACGGGUUGUUGAUACAGAUGGAGACUUUGAUUUUUAAAUAGAAAAACAUCUGAUUACUUUAUUUUUUUAAUAAAAAUAUUGCUGCUUAAUUUAUUGUUGAGCAGGUUAAAAAAAAUCACUAUAUAUUUUCUUCUGAUUUUAGUAUUUUUUUAUUAUAUUCGUUGGCCCAUGAGUAUUUUUGACUGCUCUAACAUAUUUUACCGGUAUUGAAUGCCCACACCAUGAUACUGCCACUACCGUGUCUGACAGUGAGGAUAGUGUCCUCAGGGUUAUGUGCAGUAUUAUACUCAUUUUCCAUAUAGGCUAAAAAGCUCACUUUUGGUCUCAUCUGACCACACAUUUGCAGCAUCCCCUACACAACCUGUGGGAAACAAGAUUUCUUUAAUCAAUGUCAUAUCUUUUGCCACUUUUCCACAAAGGCCAUCACCAAACUUUCCCACCUGAGUUGUGGAUCUCUCUAGCUCCUCCAGAGUUACAAUAUGCUAUUGUUUUCUAACCAAAUAUUUUUCACUGAUCUCUCUGGUUUCUUUCUUUGAGGCCUUCACAGAACAGCUGGUUUUAUACUUCCGUUUAAUUGGACUUUUUUAACUUAGCAGAUUCUGCACUGGACUUUUUUUAAGUAGGGCUGGAUACAGAUUACAGCCACACGUUUCUGACUUUUAUUGGUAAAAUAAUUUAAAUACCUUACUUCACAAUUAUGCAUUACUUUUGUUGGUCAGUCAUAAAAAAUCCCAAUAAAAUACAUAAGUGUUUGGGGUUGUUAUGUGACAAGAUCUGACAAAGUUCAAGCGGUAUGAACACUUUUCCAAGGCACUAUAAGAUCCCCAAAAGCCAUGGUAGUGACAUCUGAACUUGCAUCAGCCCUAAGCUAGGAAAAUAUAACUGCUGCUGUUUGUUUAUGUCUCAAACUCUGGCUACUCUAAAACAGGACGGCUACUUGUAGGCCAGCUUCAUACCCAGACAUAGCUUGUCCUCUCAGUCCGAGCUGUGUGGGGGGCCGAUCCUGGUCAGAAACAGAUCUACGCAAGGAGAAGUGUCCUCAGGGGUUUUCAUGGUCAUAAGUACGUUUUGAUAAUCACUGUCGAGGAGGGAUAUUUGAAUUCUCGUGAAGUUUUCACUCAGUGUGGACUACAAAAAAAGGACGAAUAACAACAUGUUGUGACUUUGUAGAUUUUGAGCUCGUCAACUACCUAUCUGUGCAUGCUUAAUCACCAUUUCUACAUAUAAGAUCUUUUUCAGACGUACUUUUCAAUACUAACUAUUUAUGUAACGGUCAUGUGACAGCAAUCAUAAUUUCUGUGUAUAUCAGAAGACACACUUAAUGUCUGUGCUUUGGAAAACACAAAAGCGAGCUGGCUUUUGUGAAGUAAAGAGAAUAAAAUCAGAGGACGGUCCAACAUACUGUGAUUCUCCACAAAGGAAACAACACGCCAUCUUCAGUGGAUCUAGUAAUACUUUUCACUGUGUGGGUUUGAAGACUUAAAGGUUUGAAAAAAAAAGAGAAUUGUCUGACUAAUAUUGUCUCUGUGUUACAAAUCAAGUAGACUGUGGUGAAAUUUGCACAAAACCUUUAUGUUAAGUUUGUUGUCCCUGGGCAGCCUAUCUGAACAUCCCCCCUCCUCCCCCCGAGCUUUGCUCUCCUGAUUCUUCUUGCCUUCAGACUGUUCCAGCAGGGCAGCUGACAGGGGUGGUAUUGGUUUUCACAGCUAUGCCUGUGCAGUGAUGAGGCAUGCAUAUGUAUAGAAACUUGAUUUCUUGAUUAGAAAAAAAAGAAAAAUAUUAAAACAGUUAACGCUGUUGUUUCUGUAACUGAUUCAGGAAGAAAAACGUUCAAUAAAAGUGUCAUGUUUGUAGUUUUA